This is a messenger RNA of Biomphalaria glabrata, 938 nucleotides long. RefSeq lists its product as uncharacterized. The record is from RefSeq and is a predicted model, not a curated record. Lineage: Eukaryota; Metazoa; Mollusca; Gastropoda; Planorbidae. The coding region runs from base 234 to 737 and encodes 167 amino acids. The transcript is spliced from 2 exons.
GUAGAAUGUUUAAAUCAAUAAAACGCGUUUACACUACGAGCGCAUUAAAAUAUUCAAAAUCAAUAUCAGAAAGACAUGUUUAUUAAAUUAUAAUAAAGCAAUUAACGCGCCUGAUCUGGAUUAACUUCAAAGGCUGAAGCUGAUCAGAAUAUUUUAAUGCACUUCUGCUCAGAUUACAGCCAAUAGGUCAGAUAUUACGAUAUCAAAUCUGAACCUUUAAAACAAGAAAAACUAUGGGUGGUGCUGUCAGCUCACUAAGAGACCUCGACACCGUCACUAAAAGACUUGUCCAUCUGUCAGAGAAUGACCCUAACAAAGAAAUCUUUGUCUUCUACACCUCUGGACUUCGUGAGGCCUACACUGCCAGACAACUCUACACCUUGGCUGGGAGGUUUGCAUUCAGGUUACGCCAGCGUGGCUUCCAGAAAGGGGACGUCAUCGCCAACACUCUGAGCAAUUCCCCGGAGCGUGCGGUGACAGACAUUGGUAUAAUGUUAGCAGGAUGUGUCACAAUGAACAUACAGCUUCUUCUGGCCGAUGGUUCUGAUUUUCGUCUUUUGGCCCAAAACAGCAAAUGUCGUGCAGUGAUUAUGUCUCCAUGGAAGCAAGGAUCAGCAUGGAAACUAAUGAAUCCAUUCUUCUCUGGCAAAUCAGACCAAGGCUUCGUUGACAUUCAUAUUGAUAACAUCCCGGAUCUGACGUCAGCUAUUCUGGUUGGUAGGACUAAGAAUGGGUAAGAUGAAACUCUUUAUGUAUGUCUUGAAUCUUGGGAUAGAAUGUUAUCUGUAGACAUUGAUAUUUUUAGAACGGACACUGAAAAGAUUUUUCGAUACGAUUCAAGAAAAUACUACAUAUGGGGAUUAUCUCCUAUGACAAAAAAACAACUACAACUACAAUUUGCUUGCUAUUUGGUGAAUCUGAUGUACAGAAUGUAAGAA